AUGUUAGUUUUGGCAAUUCUGCCACGUCGCUUGUAUGCGAGGAGUUGCUGCAAUGCGGUUAAUAUCAUGUGUAGAUCCCAUACAUCAGUUGCUUGGUAUUCAACCGGAAAGAAAGAGAAGAAAAGAACUUCGUCAAGAGACGCUCGUCGACGACACAGCAAAAGUAAAGAUGAAAGCAGUACCAGUAGCACUACAAAUAUCACUGCAUCAGCGGUGUCAGAAGAAGAAACUGCCAAUGUACCACGUAUGACAGUGGAUCGCCCGACAAUUGUUGCCAAACCGCGGCAACAAGGAGAAAAGAUAACUAUGGUUCUCCCAUCAUUACCGUCACCGUCACCGUCACCAUCAUUAUCAUUAUCAUCAUCAUCAUCAUCAUCAUCAUCAGUGCAUUGGUCGCCGACAGAACGAGAUUACGAAGCUCUCGUAGCAGAUCUUCUUCUUUACAGGUGUGAGUCGCUAGAGCCGGUGUUAGACGCCCUCAGAAAGGAGCGGGCAUUGUUUGAUGAGUCUAUUAGAAGGAUGGAGGAGCGUAUCGCUGACAUGUACCUUCUCCGAGAAGAGAUUCGGGAAAUGCUAAAAGAGGGUGCUGCAGAGCAACACCGAACGUUAACAAACGCACUUCAAUCAGUUAGUGAUUGUAAUAUAGAGAAGAAAGAGGGAAAAGUCGCAUCUCCUCAUGAUGCUUCUGAAGAGGAUGUAGACGUGGAGAUAUCUCUCUGA
Molecule: messenger RNA, 720 nt
Organism: Trypanosoma theileri
Lineage: Eukaryota; Euglenozoa; Kinetoplastea; Trypanosomatida; Trypanosomatidae
Product: subtilisin-like serine peptidase
Exons: 1
Coding region: 1-720 (239 amino acids)
Source: RefSeq, a predicted model, not a curated record